AUAUUUGCAGUGACGGGUUUUGUGGACGAUUUGUCAAAGCAGAAGAAGGUUCUCUAUAUUGGGUCUUGGUGAUUUUUGAUUUCAGUCUAUAUAAUCUCUGUUCAACGAGCAAAUAUAGCUAGCUCUACCGGCAGAGCUAAUUAGCUGAGAGAGAGAGAGAGCGAUGGGAAGGGAGAGAGAGAGUUUUGUGUGUCAAGGAGAAGAAAUGCCUUAAAUGCGAGUUGGUUGAUGUGGUUUUCUUUUGUUUAUCUUAAGGGCUAAGCAUACCUAUCCUUCUUCCUCUUGCUUGGGUUCUUCCUCUUUAUAUAUAUAUAUAAAGGGUUUAAAUUCAUAUGCUUUAAACAUCACCACCAACAUCUGAGCUAUAACCCAAAAUCCCUUUUAAAACUCUGCAAUUUCUGACCACCCAGCUAUGGAUUUUAUAGCGCACCCAUCUCGUUUCUCGUCCUCCUUUUCCUAUUCCUUUGGAAAUAUCUUCGAGAGGGUUAAAGAUUUUUGCAACUUUGCGGUUUCUGCGAUUAUUGGGAACGUUUUCUCUGCGAUCUUCACCUUCUUCUUUGCUUUGGUGGGCACCUUGUUGGGAGCUAUGACCGGAGCUUUGAUAGGACAAGAAACCGAGAGCGGAUUUGUUAGGGGUGCUGCUGUUGGAGCAAUCUCAGGAGCUGUUUUCUCCAUUGAAGUGUUUGAAUCAUCCCUUAUUCUAUGGCAAUCAGAUGAAUCCGGAAUUGGGUGUCUUCUCUACUUGAUUGAUGUCAUUGCGAGUCUCCUAAGUGGUAGAUUAGUCCGCGAGCGAAUCGGUCCAGCCAUGUUGAGUGCAGUGCAAAGUCAGAUGGUUGCUGUUGAAUCAAGCUUUGAAGAGAUUCCUAACAUCUUUGACACCGGUGGGGCCAAAGGAUUGCCCGGAGAUUCAGUUGAAAAGAUCCCAAAGAUAAUCAUCACUGGCAACAAUAAUGUGGAUGCUUCUGGAGAUAAAGUCUCAUGUUCAGUUUGCCUUCAGGACUUUCAGCUUGGAGAGACAGUCAGAAGUUUACCACAAUGCCAUCACAUGUUUCACCUGCCAUGUAUAGAUAAGUGGCUCCUGAGGCAUGGCUCUUGCCCACUUUGCAGAAGGGAUCUGUGAUGAUGUCCUGUAAAUUAAACGAAAUGAGUAAAGUUCUUUCAUUGAUUAUACAAAUUUUGUACCACUUUUCGUCUAUAUUGUUGUUUCACCAGGCUGCUCCGGUAGUGUUCUUCAUGCUACAUUGUGAGUUCAUGUAUAAAAGUUUUGAUUAUGAUAGUUUUUACUGCACAGAAAGCCCUUCUUUCCUAGUACCCUUGUACGUAUUUAUACUGGAAACAUUAUUGGUACGGUUGUGAGGGCAUUUAUAUUUCAAUCUAGAUAGUGUUAUCAUAAUGGCA
This is a messenger RNA of Rosa chinensis, 1398 nucleotides long. Its product is annotated as NEP1-interacting protein 1. Lineage: Eukaryota; Viridiplantae; Streptophyta; Magnoliopsida; Rosales; Rosaceae. Bases 413 to 1120 code for a protein of 235 amino acids. The record is from RefSeq and is a predicted model, not a curated record. The transcript has 5 exons.